AUGUCUGCUGAUACUUCAAAAGAUAACCUCCCUACAACAAAGGAUGUUCCAACCUUCCGUCUUUUCACUGACAUUUGUGCUCAGGCGCCCCCUGAAGAAGAUGUUACCCCUCCCAAAGUUGGUCGAAAGCUUCAAAUUGUCACAAUUGGCCCUCUUUUGGCUGGGAUAAUAAUCGCAGUAAUCAUCUGUCUUAUUUUUCUUUUUUCCGAAUACCUCAAUUGAACAAAAGAUGCAAAAACAUAUUUAAUUGACCAAGAACUUCAGCAUCUUCAACGAGUGGCCUCAGCCAGAGCUCAGACCCUCAGUUCUUAUCUUUCUAAUGUGAAUUUUAUUUAGAUUGCCCAAGAAUUAGAAUUUUUAAGCGAAGUUAAGACAAGCGUUGAAAAUAACUCAAUUACGCUAUCAAGCCAAAUGACGAUCCCUUCCUAUGUCAACGCACGUACAGAUACUGAAACGAGUAAAAAUUAGCCAGGUUACCCUCAGCUGAAGAAGUCUGAGUGAUAUGCUGCAAGCACAUCAACGACCCUAGACAACUCUGCGACUUAUUAUUAUUCUACUAUGUUUGUGGAUAUGCUAGCAAGAGUUAUAUAUAAUAAUACUGAUGAUAUCCACCAGAUUGGAACCAUAAUUGACAGGGAUGCUAUUGACUUUCGGUAUCCGUUAGAAAACAUGACUUAUGUAAACCAACUUUAUAAUUUUACUGAAACUUGUGCUAAACAGAAUGUAAUUAUGGACCCCAGAUGCACUGAAACUUAUGCAGCGCUUCUUUCUGCAGGCGACUCUGUAGUGAAAAACUUAAUGGUUUAUUUUGAGUAUACCUACUUAAAUAUUUUCAGAAAAUAUUCUAUAGGAGCUAUCGCGCAAUACUCUCCAAAUGACGCAUUCUUCACAUAUAUGAACCUUUACUCCGACUAUACAUAUUUUUUGACCCACUAUGAGGGGUUAUGGGUGCUAGCGAUUGACCAGAAUAGCUAUAAGGAUUUCGAAGGAAAAGACGUGUGGAAUGCUCUAUUUCCUGAUGAUCCUGAGCUUGCUCAAAAAGUCCAAGACGAUAUAAUUCCAGAAAUGAAGAACUACUCAACAGGAAGUCAAGAAAUUUCAAGCUCUAGCAGUGAUAAACUAAUGGGAUAUGCACCACUAGAUAUAGCAACUGGUAGAGAUUCUGAUGAAAAAAAUUUAGCUGUCGGGGUUUACAUCUCAAGGGCAGCUGUGCUGAAUGAUUAUAAUGAUAUGACUCAUGAUUUAUUGAUAAUCAUUGUCAUUAUGCUCAUAAUUUUCUUUAUUUUCUUACUUGUAACCAUCUUAUGUGCGAUUAUGCUAGCUUUUUCUAUCACUCAUAGGCUGCUUGAGCCUAUGCAGCUGAUGGAAUCCUGCCUUAAAGGUACUUUAUCAUUGAAUUCUAUAUCCAAAAACUAUAAUGCAGAAACCAAUGUGAUUUUUAAAUACUUGAGGAUGGUUCAAGUGCAAGAAGCAUUCAUUUAUCCACGGUUUUUGCUACACCCUAGGCUUGAAAUACGCAUUCAAAACCUUAAAGCUGCUAGGAAGUUUUUCAAAAUGACUGAAAACAGACGUGGCUAUGCAAUCACAAAUAAUCUGCUGGGAAAUGAUUAUUUCCAGAAGAAAAAUUACUUGCAAGCUAUUAAUGCUUACUCAAAGUCAUUGAAAAGUAUGGAAGAUUUACUGAAAAAAGUAGAGAAACAAGAAGAGGACGAAAAAAGUUUGACACCAGAAGAGAGGGCAAAGUUGCAGCUGGACAUAGGAAAAAACUACUCAGGAUGGGAGCCAGAAAAAGAGUUUUUAAGAGGCGAUAUAACGCAAAGGUUAAUGCAGCUUUGCAUGGCGAAAAUGGCAUACCUAGAAGAGGAAUCAGCUCCCGUAGUAGAAUUAAGGGCAGAUUGAAAAGAGUUAUUAGAGUUGAUGACUAGAGCUCUUGAUUAUUAUAUAGCAACUGCUACAAGAUAUGAAAUUGUCUUGAAGUUACUUAUCGACAUGUCCUAUGUUUUCCAAAAUCUGCAAUAUUACCACUCUGCAACUGAACUUCUUGACCUGAUUAAUGAGACUCUUUGAAGACUUGACAGUGGAAUUAGUGCUGAAGCGGAUAUUGACACCAUUAGACUAAGAAGGAUUGGAAUUUUUACUAAAGACCAAGGUGAUGGAAAGAUGAUCCACUUCAAUGUCUCAGGGCUGUCUCACGAAAAAGACAUCUUAUGGCAACAAUUAUUCUAUAGAACUGCUAUAAUUAUGAAAGAAAACGAUAAAUACACGGAAGCAGCCUAUGCCUUCACCCAAGCUAUCGUAAAAAAUAUUUACUCCCCCCCCCCCCCCUCCGUGAGCGAACAAAAAAAUUUUUGUUCGCUCACGGAGGGGGGGUUUAAUUUUUUUUUUUUAAAAAAAUUUAUAUAUAAAAUUUAUAUAAAAAUAUUUUUUUUCGAAAUUUAAAAAAAAAUCCUAAUUUGCAAAAAUUGGGAAGCAAAUAUUAAUUUAAUUUGCAAAAAUUUAUGUUUUAAAACGCAAUUUGUUUAAAAUUAAACAGAAUUAGCUCUAGAUUUCAUUAUACUAAUUAUCACUUAUAUAUCAAAAUUUUUUUCCAUUAAAAUUUUUUCUAUUAAAAAAAUUUUUGUUCACUCACGGAGGGUGGGUUUUUGGUCAAAAAAUGCCGAUUUUUCUAAUGGUUUUGUUCGCUCACGGAGGGGGGGGGGGGAGUUAGGAAAAAGGGACUGUAUAUGACCCAGCAAUCAGAAGAGCAGCGAUUCGUGAAAUGUAUGGACUAAUCAAUAAAUUUGGCAUGCUAAACCAAUGCAGAGAGCUGAAGCAGAUAUAUAAAGCUCAGCAGAUUAAGAAAAGAUCGAUUUUAUUUGUGUUUUAUUACGAUGUUUCUUUACUGAAAACCAUAAACCAAGAAAUCGUUAAAUGGAUAGGCAAAGAAAUCGAGCCAGAAAAUCAAAAAAUCGGAGCAAUGCUGAUGAGCAUGCAUGAGAACAGAGUCUUAGACAUAAUUGAACGUGAUUUUCCUUCAAUGGAUAUUGACCACUUAUUUGUAAGAGCGCAGUAUGAUACGCAGAGAGAUUAUAUAUAUGAUGUGAUAAUGAGAGGAUAUAGAAUGUUUGGGAAUGAUUCUAAUGAAAAAUAUAUUGUGUUAUUUGUAAAGUCGAUAUCCGAAAAAGGAGGGUCUGCAGUUUUAUUAGACCUUGAUGAAAUCGCUGAUAAAGAUGUUCAAUUGAUUGCUGUGCAGCUAGAUGAUCCUUUCCCAGUUGACUUAGAUGAUUUUCUCAGGAAUAAAACUUAUCCUCAUAUAGUCUGCGAUCAGUCUGUUGAGCCAUAUUCAAAGACUUUCUCUAAAAUCCAUGAUUUAAUCUUUAGUUCCACUGAUGACCUUUAA
This is a messenger RNA of Blepharisma stoltei, 3379 nucleotides long. The record is from the annotation of a GenBank genome assembly. NCBI's taxonomy places the organism in Eukaryota, Ciliophora, Heterotrichea, Heterotrichida, Blepharismidae.